UUCUAAAAAUAGCAUUUACCUGUUAAAAUAUUUUACAAUAUUUGUGUAGAUGUUUUGAGAGUUCUUGCUUUUGACUAUCAUGUUACGGUUUUUAAACCAGAAAAGUAUUGCUGUGUUAUGACCGAAUAGCCUAUUAUAUGUUCUAAUUUCUAAUACAACGAAGUCUUAUUUUGUAAAACACAAAUCAUUACUGACACACAUCAUCAUGGCCGAUUAUAAACUGUACUAUUUUCCUAUUCGUGGUAGAGCUGAACUGACUCGAAUUAUGUUUGUCGCUGCUGGAAUUAAGUUUGACGACAUACGUGUCCCAAGAUCUGAUUGGCCAGAGAAGAAAAAGACCUUUCCUAAUGGGAAGUUGCCAAUGCUAGACUACAAAGGACAGUAUCUUACACAAAGCCUGGCCAUUGCACGGUUUAUUGCAAAAACUUGUGGAUUAGCGGGUAAAUCUGACUGGGAUCAGGCCCAGGUGGACCAGAUUGUUUAUACCGUUAAUGACUUGUCAGAAGAAUAUUACAGAUAUAAUCUUGAGAAAGAUUCUUCUAAAAAGGAAGAAAAGAUUCGGAAAUUGUUGUAUGAAUAUGUGCCUGAUAAGUUUGCAACUUUUGAGGGAUGGUUAAAACAGAAUAAAGGUGGAGAUGGCUUCUUCGUUGGUUCUACGCUAACAAUGGCCGAUGUAGCCGUAUACGAAGGUUUGACCAGCGUUUUGCAAAAGGACACAAAUUUAUUGGACACGUUUCCCAAAUUGUUAGCUCAUCGACAGAGAAUAGCAGGUUAUCCUAGAAUCAAAGAAUACUUAGCGAAACGGGAAUGCACCGAAGUUUAGAAAUAUGGACUUAAGUCUGUAUUUGUGGCUCGUGCAUAUUACAUAUAUACAGAUACAUUGGGUAUAUAUUUAUUGAAAUGUAGUCUCAUUCAUAUUUAUAAAAUACACUUUCUUUUAUUUUCAUUACAUACUUAUAAUCAUGUUAUGACUGGUCGUCGAGGUUUAUGAGCCUUCCCUCAACUUCUCUCAAUGUAUAUUGUAACAAUAAAAUAUGAACUUGUA
Molecule: messenger RNA, 1045 nt
Organism: Mytilus californianus (California mussel)
Lineage: Eukaryota; Metazoa; Mollusca; Bivalvia; Mytilida; Mytilidae
Product: glutathione S-transferase-like
Exons: 5
Coding region: 206-823 (205 amino acids)
Biological process (GO): glutathione metabolic process
Molecular function (GO): glutathione transferase activity
Source: RefSeq, a predicted model, not a curated record